CGAGCCACGGGCGCAGACCUGCCCAGUAAAUACGAGGCUUCCGUUCCCCUGUGUACGUUUUGUCGAAAGAGUGCGCAGUAAAAGGAAGGAACAACAGUCUUGUUUCGUACGGCGUUCCGUGUCACCGGCGUGUCCAUCAUGCCGUUGAGUAUUAAGGUUAACCUAAGGGUGACCGGACACUGUAAUCAGGGCGGUCGAAAGUACAUGGAGGACAUGUUCAGCGUGGCCUUUCAAUCGACAUCGGAUGACAAGGAUUUGGAAUAUGCAUUCUUCGGGAUAUUCGACGGUCACGGAGGCGGUGAAGCGGCCACCUUCGCCAAGGAACACUUGAUGAACGUAAUUGUAAAGCAGAAGAACUUUUGGAGUGAUCGUGACGAGGAUGUGUUGCGAGCCAUCAGAGACGGAUACGUGAACACACACUAUGCGAUGUGGCGGGAGCUUGAGAAGUGGCCAAGAACCGCAUCUGGACUACCAUCUACGGCGGGGACCACGGCUAGCAUAGCCUUCAUUCGCAAAGGCAAGAUUUACAUUGGCCAUGUAGGAGAUUCUGGGAUUAUAUUGGGUUAUCAAGUAGAUGGUGAUCCACAGUGGCGAGCUAAAGCAUUAACCAAGGACCAUAAACCAGAAAGUGGACCUGAAAUGAUAAGGAUACGUGAGUCUGGUGGUAAAGUUAUUAGCAAGUCUGGAGUUCCAAGAGUUGUUUGGAACAGACCUCGUAUAGGACAUAAAGGACCGGUUCGAAGAUCAACUCACAUAGACGAAAUUCCUUUUCUUGCUGUUGCUAGAUCUUUAGGUGAUCUUUGGAGUUAUAAUUCUGAAUUAGAUACAUUUGUUGUAUCUCCAGAACCAGAUGUUAAAGUAGUUGCAAUUGAUGUUGAAUCACAUCGUUGCCUUAUUUUUGGAACAGAUGGUUUAUGGAACAUGUUAACACCACAAGCUGCAGUGGCUAUUGUUCAAGCUGCAGAUAGACAUAAUGAAAAACAUUUAAUUGCUUCUCAACAAACAUGUAAUGGGCAAGCUGAUAAUGUUCAACUCUGGAUAAACCCCUCAAAAAGCCUAGUGGAUAGAGCAUUAGAAAGGUGGUCAUCAAAGAGGCUACGUGCUGAUAAUACAAGUGUGGUAACAUUAAUGCUGGACCCACCAGGUCCAUCUCGCAGCGAGGUUUUAUUGAGUCAAAAGGAAUGCGUUUUAACACACCAUACUAUCCACACACCAGCACCUACAAUUGCUUCUGAAAAUUCAGAAAAACCUAACUGUAGUCCAGUCACUCCAAGCAUACCAAGACCUUCUCCAAUAAUAAACCAUAACGUUGAUCUUGCUAGACCUGAUUUUUUAAACGAAAUUGAAGAGAAUAAAACAGAAUCAAAAACAGAGAAUGUACCGGUUAUAGAAAAAAUUGACGAAAAUGUCGAUAUAAAUGAUAAAUCAAAAGAUGAAACGCACAUAAGUAUCGUGGAGACUUCUAUAGAAGAAAAUGUUCAAGUCACAGAAACAUCUACUGGAACAGUAGAAAAAGCUGUAGAAGUAGAUAGUUACGAAUCGGAACCAAUUCCAGUGGAAGAGAAUAAAAAUCUCGAAGACCAGUCGACUUAUCAAUCAGCGGAAGUCGAAAAUAAAAAUGAUCCUAACAUUUCAAAUGUGAUACACCAAAGUGCAUUUUCUAGUGAAUGUGAUGAAUCGUCCACGACUGUUAACGUGGACAACAAUGAAAAUACCUCGGAGGAUAUUAUCUGUAACGAGAACAAAGCAAAAAGUAACGUAUUAAACGGAUCACGUCACAAGAAGCAGCCGCAUGCAUUGUUCCCUACUUUGAGAACGGAGGUGAGAAGCUGUAGGAGGCACAGCCUGAAUACACAUUCGCGUAACACCCUGGUGAAUUCAGGUUCAUUAGAAGCGAAGACAUACGUAAAUUCUAGACUUAAGCCGCGUAGUACAAAAGUGUCUGUGAAGGGUAGUACGGUAGAGGAGGGUGUGAGAAACUCGACGAGUAAAACGAGCGGUAGUGCUAUUGGUACUAAACGAAGACAUAGUACAAUUUCACAGAGUGUAGUUAACGUGGAGGAAUCAUGCGUGUUACAAGAGCCCUGUAUUAAGAGGAGAACGCGUUCCGAAGAUCGACCUAACCCCGUUGACGAGAAUGAUCCAGCAAAUCAGACCACAAAAGAUGCCAGUAGUAGUUUGAGCUGGCCUGGCGCAGAGUCUAACAUAACCCGUUCUACCACUGGUGCUACCACUGUACCUGUACAGGAAAGACUGUCUUCAUUAAAUACCUUCCAAAGAAACCUGGGAAAAAAAGCGACGCCGGUGAAGGCGAUCAGAAGAAGUUCUGUCAAAGGUCUAUUACAAAAAUUGUGGGCUGCUAGACUUGGUGCAAGAGAGUGGGAUCAGGGGAGAAGUAAUCGAUCAACAAAUUGUAACGAGCGAAGGAUAAAUCAAACUGUGUCUAUUAUAGGUUCUCCGGAUAGCACAACUAUUCCGCAACGUUGGCUCAGGUCGGAUACCAUCGCGGCGACACCUGUAAAAACACUACGUUCACGUAAUGUAGACAUAACUGGUCACACGAUAUCUGCACAAUUAGUACAUCAGUACGGAAUAGUAAAGCAAAGUCGACUAUCUUUGCCGAGUAAAUUAAAGCAGUCUAGUAAUAAUGGAUUUCUGCAGUCGAGUAGAGUAAGAUCUUCCUCCUUGUCGUCCAGUAUGAAGCAAAAUGGCGGUAAUACUGGCAACGGAGCUUGCUCUACCAUUAGUCCCACGAAUACACGAUGUAACUCUAGUUCUGGAAUGGCUAAAAGGGUUAAGUCACCCUAUAACCCGAGCGCUAGGUCAUUAAGCACGCGAUCUCUCAUUAAACUCCUUGGGAAAUGAGGUAGGGUAAUACGAUAAUUAAUUAAUAUUACUUGUUCACAGGGUAUUAUUUUCUUACCCUCACCUUGUUUUUUAAUUCAC
Messenger RNA from Habropoda laboriosa, 2946 nucleotides. RefSeq lists its product as uncharacterized. Gene Ontology annotation, molecular function: protein serine/threonine phosphatase activity; mitogen-activated protein kinase binding; cation binding. Gene Ontology annotation, biological process: protein dephosphorylation. Gene Ontology annotation, cellular component: nucleus; cytosol. The transcript is spliced from 6 exons. Bases 139 to 2865 code for a protein of 908 amino acids. NCBI's taxonomy places the organism in Eukaryota, Metazoa, Arthropoda, Insecta, Hymenoptera, Apidae. The record is from RefSeq and is a predicted model, not a curated record.